AGCGAUCGGGUCGUCGAGUAUAUAAGCAAUCGGCCGAAAAGCAAGAGCAUCAUUCAGUCACUGUUCAUCAGCAGCUGAUCUCCUGCGAGCCAAACUAAUCCGACCAACCAUGAAGUACUGCGUUGCUAUCCUACUUCUGGCUCUCUUCGCCAUCGUUAUGGCGCAGAAGAGGGUGCCCAACCUUAAGGAAGAAGCUCCGAAAUCGGAGAUCGAGGACGCGAGAAACAAGAGAGGCGCGUAUGGAGAAUAUAACCAUGCAUACCCAUACUCAGUAUAUCCUUAUGGCUACCAAUACCAUGGAUAUCCUUAUGCCUAUCAUGGCUACCCAUAUGCUUACAACUCUUACCACUACCCCUAUUAUGGCAUCUACGGCGGCUACCACCAUUGAAGUGAAUACGACGACUACGGUUAAAAUGAAGGCUAGGAUCUCGACGACGACUUGUAAUU
This is a messenger RNA of Harpegnathos saltator (Jerdon's jumping ant), 447 nucleotides long. Its product is annotated as prisilkin-39. Lineage: Eukaryota; Metazoa; Arthropoda; Insecta; Hymenoptera; Formicidae. The transcript has 2 exons. Bases 110 to 388 code for a protein of 92 amino acids. The record is from RefSeq and is a predicted model, not a curated record.